GCAGGGAACUGGAGGCCACCGGAGAGGAAAGGUCCGCAUUUCAAGGAAUACUCUCGUUUGGAAAUAAUGCAGGACGAUAACUGGAUUAAACUCUUGCCGAGGAAGAUGAUUUUACCCCCGACCGACCGAGCCAGGCGUGUUUGGAGGGAGGCGGUCCCGGCAUCAGCUGUCUUAUCCCCGGCUGCCCGGCUUGCUUGCUAGCCAGUAGUCCUUCAAAAAAAAAAAAAAAAAAAAAUCUCCUCUCCUCCUCCACCCCCCCCACCCCUCCCCAUAUCCCCUUCAAUGACACCGCGACAGCGAGGUGAUCUUUGACGGCCGGAGCGAGUAUGUGACGCGUGUCCUCUGCCGUGGCUGUGACCGCUGGAAUCCCGAGCAUCCUCUGGAGUCAGAUGGACCUGCGGCUCUCGCAUCCUCAUCCUCGCCGCCUGGACCGCCUUCUCGCCCCAUGCGUCCCCGCGGAGAGCCCGCGAGCCCCCCCGAACCUCCCCGACACCAGUGGCGUCAAUUCAGUGGAAGCUAAGAUCCUGGUCGCCGUGCUGCUGCUGAACGUGUACGCGGGCGUGCAGCACCUGUACCUGUGCGGCGGGGUCCUGCUGGCGGGCUGCUGCGUUGCCAUGGCGAUGCUGAGCGGCCCGCGCCUGCUGGACUGGGCCAGCUCUCCUCCGCACCUGCAGUUUAACAAGUACGUCCUGACCGGGUACCGGCCCGUGGCGUCCGUGCACGACUGCGUCCGCAGCCUGUUCUACCUGCACAACGAGCUGGGGAACAUCUACACGCACGGCAUCCCUUUGCUCUGCUUCCUGGUGCUGCUGCCGCUCAACAUCCCCUGGUCUCAGAUCAGCGUCACCUGGCUGGGCGUGGUUCACUUCCUGGCCUGCCUGUCGCCCCAGCUGGGCUCCGUCCUGUACCACCUCUUCAUGAACCACGAGGGCGGCGAGCCCGUCUACCACACCCUCCUGAAGCUCGACGUGUGCGGCAUCUGCAUGAUCAACACGCUGGGGGCUCUGCCCAUCGUCUACAGCACCUUACUGUGCUACCCGUUCAUCCGCACCGUGGCGCUGCUCGUCUACAUCCUGCUGUCCAGCCACGCCAUCUACUGCGCCGUCACGGCCCGCAGCAGCGUGCGGCGGCUGCGCUCCUUCGCCUGGCAGGCUCUGUUCCGCUUCUCCUUCUUCCUGCUGCGCUGGGCGGGCGUGGGCGGCGGCAGCCCCACCUCGCUCCGCCACUUCCUCAUGAUGGAUGCGUUGGCCGUGCUGGGCGGGGUCAUCAACAUCAGCCGCAUCCCGGAGCGCUUUCGGCCGGGCCUCUUUGACUACUGGUGCAACAGCCACCAGAUCAUGCACGUACUGGUGGUGGGCUCCAUCCUGUAUCUGCACUGGGGCGUCCUGGACGACCUGCUGUGGAUCAACAGCUACAACUGUCCCUCCGACUGACCCCCGCCUCGUCCUCCGCCCGCUGAGUUUGAUGGACCUCUGGGGGGGAAGGC
Cololabis saira (Pacific saury) is the source of this 1486-nucleotide messenger RNA. It is a transcript of the gene paqr4a, whose product is annotated as progestin and adipoQ receptor family member IVa. Gene Ontology annotation, cellular component: membrane. Gene Ontology annotation, molecular function: signaling receptor activity. The record is from RefSeq and is a predicted model, not a curated record. The transcript has 4 exons. The coding region runs from base 390 to 1433 and encodes 347 amino acids. Lineage: Eukaryota; Metazoa; Chordata; Actinopteri; Beloniformes; Belonidae.